CCCCAGCUGCCCCGUGUGUAUGAACCCGUGGACCGCCGAGGGCGAGCAUCGCGUAAGCUGCAUUCCUUGCGGGCAUGUCUAUGGCAGGUCUUGUUUAGAGAAAUGGUUAUUACAGUGUGGGAAGAAAACUGCCACGUGUCCUCAGUGUGGCAAGAUAUACAGGCAAAAGAACAUUAUCAACCUCUAUGCACCAGAGAUUGUUGUUGCAAAUGACGAUCUUGAAAAGCAAGUAUUGUCAUUGAGACAGAAAAAUGAUACUCUUGAGAAUCAACAACAAAAAAUGAUUGAGGAGAUAAAAGAGUAUAAGAAUGAGUAUUUCCUGGAUGGAGCUCGAGUCAUGGGCAUUGAUGCAUCCAGCCAGAUCAUAUUAGCUUCUGGCAGAGCUGCUGGAGUUAGUAUUGAACAUGUCCUUACAAAGAUCAGCAUGUUCUCUGGACACCAAACAAAAGUGCAGCUUCCUCCCAAUACGAAAGCUCUCAAGGACAUCUGUAUAAUUCCUGGGGGGCUUGCUGUUUUUGCAUCUCUUGGCAAGAAAUUGUCACUUUUAAGCAUGACAACCAAUAAUAUCGUCCAUCAAUAUGAUCUACCGGCUCCUGGCUGGUCCUGUUCAGGGCUUCAAAACGGUCCAAAUCACAUAUAUGCUGGAUUACAGAAUGGCAUGCUUUUGGUCUUUGAUACCCGCCAAACUAAAGCAGCACUGCAUUCCUUAACGGGUCUAUCUACACACCCAGUUCAUACAAUCCACUCUGUGGUAGAUUCCAGUGGUUCCACGAAGGUCAUCUCUGCUUCUUCCAUAGGACCUUGUAUUUGGGAUGUAGAUGGCAGCGACAAUAGGCCAAGUUUGCUUACCGGGACGGAAAACCAAGGGGUCUGCAUAUCUCUUGCAUGUGCUGCUCCAUCAAGUGAUGUAAUUGUGGCUACCUUCCGUCCGAAAGUUGAGUUGUCAGUUGAUGGCACCUCAUCCCAAGUGGCUAUAUCACAAUCACCGACGCUCUCCAGUUCUGGAAAGCUGGGGUGUCAUGCCCUCAUGAGGAGGGCAAGCGGCACAUCCUUCGUGAAAGAACAGACCUGCAAUGGCAAUGUAAGUGAGCUGCGGAUGUCCAAAUCUGCAAUCAUACCCAGCAUCAGAAACAACCAGCACCUGUUUGCCUAUGGUGAUGAGUCGCUGAGCGGAAUCCGGACGUGGCAGCUGCCUUCGUUUCAGGCGUUCAGUGAUCUCAAGCCGCACCGCAGACCGAUCCUUGACCUGAGGUUCGCACAGAGCUCUACCGGGGAAAAGUACCUUGGCUGCUUGAGCGAGGAGAAGCUGCAGGUUUUCAGAGUUUCAGCUUUCCAGCUAGCAAUCGACACAGACUACAUGGUGCUGUCGGAUUGCUACAGAACACAUCGAAGCAUUUCGUCGAGCACAUCGCGGUCAGCCGCGCGGGUACAGCGUCCUGAGGGCGUCCACGACCGGGCGGAACCCGUCGCGGAGCGGGGCGACGGAGACGACGCGGAGGUGCUCGGCGCCGUCCCUCGCGGGCUCGCGCAGCGCCAGGCGGCACAUCUCCCCCUGCAGGGCGUCCGCCGCGGCGCGCGCGGCGCCCCGGUGCGCCGCGAAGAGGCGCGCGAGUUCGUCGGCGGGGCAGCCGAGCAGCGUGCGCGCGGCGCGGUCGAAGAGGACGACGGGGAAGACGCGGUCGUGCGUGGCGACGGAGAGGAGCAGGCGGUAGACGAGCUCCGGGGCGGGGCCGCCACAGGCGGCGCAGGAGACGCCCUCGGGGUGACCAGGGUGCGCGCGGCGGCAGCAAGCCGGGCAGGCCAGGAGCAUAUGGGAUGUGGGGAAUUGUCGUCGAAGCGCCUGUAUGCUGAUGAUCUGUGCUGGAUUGUUCUUAGGACUCUUGUAGAGAUGAUGGUUGUUGGCCUCAUGGAGUUGGAUUUCGGGUUGACGAUGAGCAGCCGAAGCCCACCGCGGAGGGACCGAAGGAUGCGUACUGAACGCACCUCAUACCGUGACGCACCGUACCGGAGAGACAGGGACAGCCGCCGUGGUCCAAGCAGGUCUGCUAGUGAUUUGUGCAACAACUGUAAGCGUCCAGGGCAUUUUGCUAGGGAUUGUACAAAUGUGGCCGUCUGCCAUACCUGUGGGCUUCCUGGGCAUAUUGCAGCCGAGUGUUCCUCCAAAGAUCUCUGCUGGAACUGCAAAGAGCCUGGGCACAUGGCUAACAGCUGCACAAAUGAAGGGAUAUGCCGCAACUGCGGCAAAUCAGGCCACAUUGCAAAAGACUGCACUUCUCCACCAAUGCUGCCUGGAGAAGUGAAGCUCUGCAACAACUGCUACAAACCAGGGCACAUUGCAGUGGAGUGCACCAACGAGAAGGCCUGCAACAACUGUAGGAAGAGCGGCCAUCUUGCCCGUAACUGCACCAAUGAGCCUGUUUGCAACCUGUGUCAUGUUGCAGGGCAUUUGGCCCGUGAGUGCCCCAAAUCUGAUGAGAUCAUUGAGAGGGGUGGGCCUCCUUCCUUCCGUGGUGGCGAUGGUAUGUUUCGUGGUGGCGAUGCUCCCUUCCGUGCUGCUGGUGCUCCCUUCCGUGGCGGCUACAGUGAUGUGGUUUGCCGGGCCUGCAACCAGGUUGGCCAUAUGAGCCGUGACUGCAUGGGUGGUGCCUUCAUGAUCUGCCACAACUGUGGUGGCCGUGGCCACAUGGCUUACGAGUGCCCAUCUGAGAGGCUCCUGGACCGAUUCCCCAUGCGCCGUUACUGAAGGGCUGUUUCAGAUGACUAUUACUCGCCUGUGUGUUAUGCUUCAUCAUUUUUCGUGUGCUUCAUGUUUCUCAGUGCCAACGAAUUUUUAAGUAUUCCAGUUUCUGUACCUUGUUAGUUUCAUCGUUAACAAAUGACUUCCAGGUUCUCUUUCAGAUAAAAGUGUACAUUGGGAUCUCUCUGCCAUAUGAAUAAUUAUUUUCUGGGUUAGUGGAUACCGAGUGUUAAGCUGUAAUAGUGAUUCCAGCUAUUCAACUGUUCUAUUAUGUUGGGAAAUAAAUCAGACAAGUGUUCAAAUUAUGUAUUUUUAGCGCUAACAGUUUAUGUUCUUACUGUUGUGAGUUAUCAAAUGUUAUUUCACAUUUUAUGGC
This is a messenger RNA of Lolium rigidum, 3113 nucleotides long. RefSeq lists its product as uncharacterized. Gene Ontology annotation, cellular component: nucleus. Bases 20 to 2743 code for a protein of 907 amino acids. The transcript is spliced from 18 exons. Gene Ontology annotation, molecular function: protein binding; zinc ion binding; ubiquitin protein ligase activity. The record is from RefSeq and is a predicted model, not a curated record. Gene Ontology annotation, biological process: interstrand cross-link repair; protein ubiquitination. NCBI's taxonomy places the organism in Eukaryota, Viridiplantae, Streptophyta, Magnoliopsida, Poales, Poaceae.